Molecule: messenger RNA, 654 nt
Organism: Punica granatum (pomegranate)
Lineage: Eukaryota; Viridiplantae; Streptophyta; Magnoliopsida; Myrtales; Lythraceae
Source: RefSeq, a predicted model, not a curated record
AUGGCGAGUUCAAGCAAGCAGACUCGCGGAAAACAAAAGAUUGAGAUGAAGAGGAUAGAGAAUGAUGACGAUCGAAUGAUUACGUUCUCAAAACGUCGAUCUGGCAUAUAUAAGAAGGCGAGUGAGCUCGUGGCCAUGUGUGGCAUAGAAGUUGGAGUUGUUGUCUUCUCUCCAACGGGGAAACCCUACUCAUUCGGCCAUCCCUCUGUCCAGACCGUAUUAAACAAGUUCCUAAAUAGGAAUGUUCCUCCGCCUGCGGACGACAAGUUGCAACCACUCAUCGAUGCCGAUAUAAGAAUGAGGAGAGAAAGUUACAAUGACUUUUUCAAUCAGCUCCUCGCUCGACUGGAUGAUGCAAAGGAGAGAGGAAAGAAUCUGUCGAGGAUUACCCAUGCUACGAGCGAAGGGAAUUCCUCGAACUGGGAGCGCGGGUGGUGGGAGAAGCCCCCUCAAGAGCUCUCAUUCGAUGAGCUCAAGAAAGAGGCCUUGUUUCUAGAGGCAUUACACCGGGAGAUAUGCAACUUCCUAAACUACCCUGCCGAUCUAAAUGCCCUUGGCCUUGUAGAUCCAGUACCCGAUCCUAGGGCAGUGAAUGAUCCACCUACUGGGGUAGAAGAUGGUGCUAGUCCUUCUGGGGAGGAUGUUCAGGAUUAA